Molecule: messenger RNA, 2820 nt
Organism: Bathycoccus prasinos
Lineage: Eukaryota; Viridiplantae; Chlorophyta; Mamiellophyceae; Mamiellales; Bathycoccaceae
Product: peptide chain release factor 1
Exons: 1
Coding region: 1-2820 (939 amino acids)
Biological process (GO): translational termination; translation
Cellular component (GO): glutamyl-tRNA(Gln) amidotransferase complex
Molecular function (GO): glutaminyl-tRNA synthase (glutamine-hydrolyzing) activity; translation release factor activity
Source: RefSeq, a predicted model, not a curated record
AUGGGGUCGCGAGGAGGGAAAAGGAGUCUGCUCGCCACCAUUUGGAGGCGGAGGAGAAGUUGGAGUCGUCGUUUCAGCAGCACGAGCGGGAGUUUAGGCGAACCCAUCGCGAGGACGAAGAUUCCCGAAACCGCCGUCGAGGCGCAGUUACAGUUCGCGCGAGAAACUUUGACGAGCGAAGAUUUAGUCCUCUUUUCCAAACGGAGGGUCGAUUUAGACGGGCAACUAAUGAUGCACGCGUUCGUGGGGAAAGGACGAGAGAAACAGUCGCAAGAUUUGCUCGGGAAAGCGUUGGAAAAGGCGAGAAAAUCGGAUGCGAACAGAAGAGACGGAAAGCCGUCGAUAUCGUUUUUAGACGGGAUACCAAUCGCGGUGAAAGAUAAUUUUGCCAUGCGAGGGGAAAUCGUAUCGGCGGGGUCGAAAAUGUUGAGCAAAAACGAGUGCUCGUAUACGGCGACGGUGAUCGAUCGAUUGGAGCAGAGCGGCGCGGUGGUCUUCGGGCAGACGACGAUGGACGAGUUCGGGAUGGGGAGUCACUCGCGAAACGGUAUAAACGCGCCGGUGAAGAAUCCAAUCGAUGGGAGGUUGAGUCCCGGGGGCUCUUCCGGCGGGUCCGCCGCGGCGGUGGCGAACGGGACGUGUUUAGUCGCCAUCGGGAGCGAUACGGGUGGGAGCGUUCGAUUACCGGCGGCGUUUCAAGGCGUCGUCGGUACGAAACCGAGCUACGGAAGGUGUUCGAGGUACGGUUUAAUCGCGUACGCGAGCUCGUUCGAUUGCCCGGGGAUUUUGACCAGAAACGUCUGCGAUGCGGCGAUUACUUUAGCCAUCAUGCAAGGCGCGGACCCGAAAGACGGGCAAACGGUGGAGGAAGACGGACGCAUUUCGAGCGUCGCGACUGAGUUGAUUUCGGAAUCGCAGAUGAAUUUUAAAGAGUGGUUGGAAUCAGGGAAGACGAAAGGUGGAAACAAUAAUGGUAGCGGUAGUAAUAGUAGUAGUAGUAGUAAUAGCGAUAGAGUCUUGCCAUUGUUAGGCGUGCGCGUGGGCAUCCCGGGUGAAUUUUUCCUCGAAGAAACGACUCCGGCAGUGAUGGAAAGUUGGACAAAAUCAAUCGAAGCGUUCGAAGAAUUAGGCGCGACGAUUGUUCCGGUAUCUUUACCGUCCGUAAAGUUAGCGUUACCGGCGUAUUACGUCUUGGUGUGCGCGGAAGCGUCUUCAAAUUUGAACCGGUACGACGAUAUAAAAUUCAGCGCUUCGCGAGACGACGGAUUCGGCGAGGAAGUCAAACGACGAAUCGUUUCAGGCGCGUUUUCUUUAUCUUCACAAAGAGUCGAAGGCGCGUACAAAAACAGCGAAAAGAUUCGCCAGAGGAUAUCGAACGAGUUUAAGGACAUCUUCGAACGCUCGUGCGAUGUUCUCUUAACUCCGACGAGCGCUCGGGAAGCGCCAUUUUUAGAGGAUGUUUUGAGAGAAUCGAAAGUUGAAUCGUACGCGCAAGACGCUUUGACGGUGCCAAUGUCCUUGGCUGGAUUACCGAGCGUAUCUAUUCCGUGCGGCAGAAGCGUGUCAAAUGGACGUCCGAUUGGUAUGCAAGUCACGGCGCCGAUGUUUCGGGAGGCUGGAAUGUUGCGCGUGGCGAGCGCUCUGGAACGGAAAAUUUCCUCGAAAACGCGGAGAAUGUAUUCAACGUCAACUUCGUCGACGAAUUUCCCGAUUGAAAAGCUCGAAGAUCAGUUGAAGCUAUUCCACGAAUACACCGAAAACAACGACUAUAAAAGUGCCGGCGAGUUGAAGUCGUUGGUCUCGUUGUACCAAAAGUAUAAAGAUACGCUGGAAGAAAUCGACGUGUUGAGACAACUCAUCAACGAAGAGAACAAGAACAAGAAAUCGAAAGACGCCGAGUUGGAAUCCGAAUUGAACGCGUUACAAAACGACACGUUGCCGGAAUUAGAAACAAAGCUGAAACAUCAACUGUUACCGAAAGACCCAGAAGAUUCGAGAGACGUUAUUUUAGAAGUUCGAGCGGGCGCGGGUGGUGCCGAGGCGGCAAAAUUCGCCGCCGAGUUGUUUCGCAUGUACGAAAUGUACGCCAGGAGGAGAAACUGGAAGUUUGAUUUGAUGAGUUACAGCGAAGAAGAAAAAGGCGGCGGAGUUCGAGAAGCUAUGGCGGAAAUUAAUAGCAAUGGUAAUCCGACGAUUCAUCUCAACGAAGAAGACGGGGAAGAGGACGAGUUAGCAAACGGAGGCGUGUAUAAAAAUUUAAAGUUUGAAUCCGGCGUCCAUCGAGUGCAACGCGUCCCGGCGACGGAAACGCAAGGGCGAAUUCACACCUCCACCGCUUCCGUGGCGAUUAUCCCGAAAGCCGAAGAGAGUGACAUUCACAUCGACGAAACAAAGGACGUGAGAAUUGAAACCAUGCGAGCGUCUGGCGCGGGUGGACAGCACGUCAAUACCACGAAUUCAGCCGUUCGAAUCGUCCACAUCCCGACCGGCGUCACCGUCGUCAUCCAAGACGAACGGUCGCAACACAAGAAUAAAGCGAAAGCUUUGUCCGUGUUGCGAGCGAGAGUAUACGACAUCGAACGACGUAAGGUUGCCGCCGAAAACGCGCAGAUGCGACGAAGUUUGAUAGGAAGCGCAGACCGCUCGGAAAGAAUUCGAACGUAUAACUUUAAAGACGGUCGUUGUAAAGACCACAGAGGUACCGGCGUCGUCGUGAACGACGUCCAAAAACUUCUCGACGGAUUCGGCUUGGACGAGUUCAUCCGAGACUUGCACAAGUGCGACUUGGAAGAGCAAAUGUUAAAAAGCAGCAGCGUUUAG